AUGACCGAACCGAUCGCUAUUCCGGCCAAACGCCGAGACUCACAACACCACGAGUCCCUGCAUUCACCCCAUACACAGGAAAUUAACGCCAUCAAAGACCACGUCGAUCUCUACGGCUGGUCUUCAGCCGCAAAGAAGCUGUAUGGUCACCACGCAGAACUUCAAGCAUACGAGAAACGGGAACUUGCGGAGGUCAGCCAUGGGAAGACGGCUGGUGUGCAGCUCGCCGAUGCCUGGGCUGCUUACCCUGACAAUGGCUGGCGCCCGCCAAUGUUCCAGCGACCUCGCCAGCCUGAAGUCCCACUGCGCGGGUGCCUCAAGGUCAAGAAGGAAGGGGAGGCUAAAGAGGCUGUCGACGAGAAGGAACCAUUAGAACACGAGAAGAAUGGACAGAUCGUCCAUAGGAAGGUGCGAACCGACGCUCCUGGACAUGAUGCAACACCCGGUACCACAAAGGCAAAAGCUCCGAAACUAAAGAACCAGAAGGCUGCCACUGAGCAAACUCCUGAGAAGUCGGUGACAAAGGCUGAGCUUGAGGCCGAUGAGUGUGCAAUCGCCUCGGAUUCGGAGGACAAUAUCGAACCGCCGCCGCCGCCACGACGGGCCAGAGGGGCAGCCCCUACAGCUCAGACAAGUACGCGACAGCAGACCGGCCAACACCGAGCCCCAGCGCCGCCUCGGCAGGCUCCUCCGCAGGCCAACCAACUUGCUGCUGCUGCACCCCAGCUCCCACCAGGGUUCAACGAAGCCGUGCUCCUGCGGCGCCAGGAAGCAGCCGCGAGGAGAUCGAGGAAGGAAUUGGAGGAUAUGACUGCCUACGCCCGCAGGGUCACACGAAUCCCAGUGUACCUGUCGCCACGUCACGACGAUCUCAGCAACUAA
Molecule: messenger RNA, 882 nt
Organism: Pestalotiopsis fici W106-1
Lineage: Eukaryota; Fungi; Ascomycota; Sordariomycetes; Amphisphaeriales; Sporocadaceae
Exons: 2
Coding region: 1-882 (293 amino acids)
Source: RefSeq, a predicted model, not a curated record